AUGGCAGGCCUCAAGACCAUCAUCGUCCUCUCCUUCAUCCUAGCAAUCGGCUUCCUCCUCGUCAUCCUCUCCUCCGCGCUCUUCAAAAACUACCUCACGCUCCUCGUCGUCGCAACCUACGUAAUCGCACCCGUGCCCAACUGGCUCUGCGGCAAGGCGCAAUCGCAAGAUGAUUUCAUGGAUAGUGGGAGCAGCAGCAUUGUGGAGUUGGGAAGGUUCAUGACGGGAUUCUUGGUGGUUAUGGGAAUUGCUCUCCCAGUCGUCCUCGCCCACUGCGAUCAAAUCACCAUCCCAGCCAUGGCAAUGAGUAUCAUCGGAGGCCUUCUCAUCUACGGCACAAUCAUCAGCUUUACCAUGUUUUUUCGCGAGCAGGAGGAGUUCUGA
Molecule: messenger RNA, 384 nt
Organism: Zasmidium cellare ATCC 36951
Lineage: Eukaryota; Fungi; Ascomycota; Dothideomycetes; Mycosphaerellales; Mycosphaerellaceae
Exons: 3
Coding region: 1-384 (127 amino acids)
Biological process (GO): late endosome to vacuole transport via multivesicular body sorting pathway
Cellular component (GO): Vps55/Vps68 complex; endosome
Source: RefSeq, a predicted model, not a curated record